Messenger RNA from Myodes glareolus (Bank vole), 1634 nucleotides. It is a transcript of the gene Tgds, whose product is annotated as TDP-glucose 4,6-dehydratase. Gene Ontology annotation, molecular function: dTDP-glucose 4,6-dehydratase activity. Gene Ontology annotation, biological process: nucleotide-sugar metabolic process. NCBI's taxonomy places the organism in Eukaryota, Metazoa, Chordata, Mammalia, Rodentia, Cricetidae. The record is from RefSeq and is a predicted model, not a curated record.
UCCGGCUUCCGCGCUUUACGGCGCUGGCGCUGUUGAGCGGAAAGAUGUCGGCUCCUGGCCGGGAGGAGCCGUCUGGUCCUCCCGGCAGCUACGCGAAGCGGGUCCUGGUGACCGGCGGCGCUGGUUUUAUAGCGUCCCACGUGAUUGUCUCCUUAGUAGAAGAUUACCCCAACUAUUUCAUCAUAAAUCUAGACAAGCUGGAUUACUGUGCAAGCUUGAAGAAUCUUGAACCUAUUUCUAACAAACGAAACUACAAGUUUAUACAGGGUGACAUUUGCGACUCUCACUUUGUGAAGCUGCUGUUCGAAGUGGAGAAGAUAGAUAUAGUGCUACAUUUUGCUGCACAGACACAUGUAGAUCUUUCGUUUGUCCGUGCCUUCGAGUUUACAUAUGUCAAUGUUUACGGCACUCAUGUCUUGGUAAGUGCUGCUUAUGAAGCCAGAGUGGAAAAAUUUAUUUACGUCAGCACAGAUGAAGUAUAUGGAGGCAGUCUCGAUCAGGAGUUUGAUGAGUCAUCACCCAAACAACCUACAAACCCCUACGCUUCAUCUAAAGCAGCGGCUGAGUGCUUUGUGCAGUCUUACUGGGAACGAUACAAGUUUCCGGUUGUCAUCACCAGAAGCAGUAACGUCUAUGGACCACAUCAGUAUCCAGAGAAGGUUAUUCCAAAAUUUAUAUCUUUGCUGCAACACGACAGGAAAUGCUGUAUUCAUGGAUCGGGGCUUCAGAGAAGAAACUUCCUUUAUGCUGCUGAUGUCGUGGAAGCCUUUCUCACUGUCCUCAGGAAGGGGGAGCCAGGUGAAAUUUACAACAUUGGGACCAACUUUGAAAUGUCCGUUGUCCAGCUCGCAAAAGAGCUAAUACAGCUGAUCAAAGAGACCAGUUCGGAGUCAGAAACAGAAAGCUGGGUGGACUAUGUUCAUGACAGACCGCACAAUGACAUGCGAUAUCCAAUGAAGUCUGAAAAAAUCCACAGCUUAGGAUGGAAGCCCAAAGUGCCUUGGGAAGAAGGAAUAAAGAAAACAGUGGAGUGGUACCGAGAGAAUUUCCACAACUGGAAGGAUGCAGAAAAGGCCUUGGAGCCCUUUCCAGUUCAGCCACCAUUUAUGUAACUGCCGGUCGGAGAAAAGGACAUUUCCUACCUCACCCAGUGACAUGACAUCACGUGCUUGAUGACGUGCCAGCUCUCCUUCCCGGAUGGGAUUCGGUGCAGAGUCCUCAGAAGUCCAGUAUUGGUCCAGGAUUCCGUGUGGAGAUUUCCUCAGCAGCAGACGCGCUGGACGUGGGCAGGACGAGGCCCCUGGUUCUGCGAAGAGGAGUGGUGACACAGCUCCCCGGCUUCCCCAGCACCUGAGGGUCUCGGGUUUUAUGUCCUGACUCAUCUUUCAGGCCUGAUGGUGUGAAAAUGGAACAAAAAUGAAGCAUAUUGAGCACUUUUUAACUUUUGAUAAUUUUGUAAAAUUCAGUUAGAUGUUUUUUACAAAGGUAAGCUAAAAUUUCUCACCUUUUUAAAAUCAGUUGUUGAUUUAUUUUUGACCUGUACCAGAAAUUUUAUCAUGUAUCUACUGUUUAUAGUGGUUUUAUUUAUAAAAGUAUCAAUAUAUUUUAAUAUAUUAAAUCCUGAUUAUGGCUUU